AUGCAGGUCCUCUGCAUGUUAGGCCUUUACGAGGCCUUCAAGGGGCGAUACUCGGUUUUGAUGGGGGAAGAGGCAGCGUACUUGUGGAGAACCAGCCUUUAUAUGAUGGCUUCCGCCAGCGCGCAGUUCUUCGCCGACGCUCUCUCGUUACCCGUGGAGGCGGUGAAGACCCGACUGAAGAAGGACCCCGGCUACGCCGGGUCCCUCAGAGAGGCAAUGUCGCGCAUGCUCGCAGAAGAAGGCCUCGCGGCCUUCUACAAGGGCGUGGCGCCGCUCUGGGCCCACCAGAUGCCCUACACCAUGUUGAAGUUCGUGGCCUUCGAGCGGGCGAUGGAGGCGUUCUACCACAGCGCCAUGCCCAAGCCGCAGAGCCGCUGCAGCGGCCCCGAGCAGCUAACCGUUACCUUUACGGCGGGCUAUAUAGCGGGCAUCUUCUGCGCAAUCAUAUACCUGCCAGCCGACACCAUCAUGGCCGUGUUGAAUGAGGAGAAGGAGGCCAGGACCCUGGCAGCGUUGCAGCGCCUGGGCUUCUGGGGCCUCUGGAGGGGCUCAGCCUCCCGCAUCCUCAUGGUUGCCGCCGUCACGGCAUUCCAGUGGUUCACCUACGAUGCAGUUAAGAUGUACUUCAGGAUCCCACCUUCGCCAGUACCCAGCAUGCCAGAAUCCCUUCGAAUCAAAUUGAACCAGUGA
Molecule: messenger RNA, 690 nt
Organism: Gracilinanus agilis (Agile Gracile Mouse Opossum)
Lineage: Eukaryota; Metazoa; Chordata; Mammalia; Didelphimorphia; Didelphidae
Product: phosphate carrier protein, mitochondrial-like
Exons: 1
Coding region: 1-690 (229 amino acids)
Biological process (GO): mitochondrial phosphate ion transmembrane transport
Cellular component (GO): mitochondrial inner membrane
Molecular function (GO): phosphate transmembrane transporter activity
Source: RefSeq, a predicted model, not a curated record